Molecule: messenger RNA, 1174 nt
Organism: Hyla sarda
Lineage: Eukaryota; Metazoa; Chordata; Amphibia; Anura; Hylidae
Gene: FGF2
Product: fibroblast growth factor 2
Exons: 4
Coding region: 707-1174 (155 amino acids)
Biological process (GO): animal organ morphogenesis; cell differentiation; positive regulation of cell population proliferation
Cellular component (GO): cytoplasm
Molecular function (GO): growth factor activity; fibroblast growth factor receptor binding
Source: RefSeq, a predicted model, not a curated record
GGCCUGAAUAGCUAGAAACAAAAGCUAUUACUGGUGGUUUCAUAGCUGUGACGCCUGCUGCUUCUCUCCAGGGCUCUUCUGAAAGUUAGCUGAAUAAUAAAGUACUGGCAAGCUCCUGUUGCAUAAACCCCCACAUCUCCUCUCCUGUCGCUCCCUCCUCCCAAAAUUGCCCUGCAAAGUAAUUCAGUGCUGGGGGAGGGAGUCUAAUGCUGAAAAGUGACUGGCAGAGCCUGUCUAAGAAAAUACCCAGGAACACUAUACUGCUUCUUAUAGUCCAUCCGCUUUCUGGCAAUGUGCUUUCAUGUAGCUUCCUGGGAAAAUACAGAGUGCUCACAACAUCAUUAAGGAGCAGCAGCAGAAGUAGGAGGAAGAAAAAGAGGGGCGGAGGAGGGCUUCACCUAUAUAAAUAAAAAGACCUUUUUGACAGAACAAGUCCUGAUGGUAGUGGGUUGGACCAGGAUGAAGAGCAGCCUGCACAGUUUCCCAGGCUCCAGCCACCUCUGCUCUCAUCAUUGAGGAGUAUGGAUGACACAAUUUCAAGUCAUAACUGCCAGUAAUUGAAUGAACAGUGAGGAGGCCCUGCCAAGGAGAGACGGUGAACGCAGGACGCUUAUCGGAGAGCCACUACUACCUGCUGGACCCCUUGUCCUGCAUCAGCGCCACCCUGCCGAAAACAAGGAGAAAACGGUUAAUAUUGGGGGUGGGGAUGGCAGCAGGGAGUAUCACCACCCUCCCACCACCUCCGGAUGAUGGGGGUAGUUCUCCAUUCCCCCCUGGAAACUUUAAGGAUCCCAAGAGACUGUACUGUAAGAAUGGAGGAUUCUUCCUUAGGAUCAAUUCAGAUGGAAAAGUGGAUGGAUCUCGGGAGAAGGGUGAUUCACAUAUAAAAUUACAGCUUCAAGCCGAAGAACGAGGUGUUGUAUCCAUCAAGGGAAUCAGUGCAAACAGAUACCUUGCAAUGAAAGAUGACGGCCGACUUAUAGCACUGAAAUGUGUAACUGAUGAAUGUUUCUUUUUUGAACGACUAGAAGCAAACAACUACAACACUUACCGGUCUCGCAAAUACAGUGAUUGGUAUGUGGCACUAAAGAGAACUGGGCAGUACAAAAAUGGAUCUCAAACUUCACCAGGACAAAAGGCUAUCCUAUUUCUUCCAAUGUCUGCAAAAAGCUGA